ACAUAUUGUUAUUAUAAUUGUGCUUAUCAACAUGUGAAGGUUAUCAAUUGAUGUUUUGUUUACUUCCAACACGUACGUAUGUUUCCACAGUUUGCUUUUAUCACGUCAUUCUUUAAAAAACGAUCGGACGAGUUGGAACGGUUGUGAUGUUUGUAGUUCCUCGUAGUGUAAUUUUGUUGCUGCUCGUCUCGGAGGGUCUCAUCAAUCAUUCCAGUUGUGAAGUGGAAGACACCCUCUUAUCUGUGAUUGUGAUUUACAGGCAUGGCGACCGUGCUCCUAUUCGUCCAUACCAGACGGACCCGUACAAGGAUCCCUCGAACUGGCCAAUGGGGUGGGGCCAGUUGACCAAGAUUGGAAAGCGGCAGCAGUACGAUUUGGGGCGGUGGUUGAGAGAACGGUACAAGAACUUCCUACCGGAGGAGUUCUCCCCCAGGGACAUUUACGUACGGUCAACAGAUGUCGACCGCACCCUAAUGUCGGCUCAGUGCAACUUGGCCGGUCUUUUUCCACCGGAUGCAAAUCAAACUUGGAACUCCAACCUGGCAUGGCAACCGGUUCCGGUUCACACGGUACCCGAGCAGCUCGAUCCUGUGCUCUCAAUGAAGAAACCGUGCGAGAGAUACAGGCAGCUUUACCAGGCCUUGUUUACGACACGCGAAUUUGUCGACAUCCAACGGGAAAAUCGGGAGUUAUACGAGUAUUUGACUCAGAAUACGGGCAACGAGAUCUACAACCUGGAAACCUUGGAGCAACUGUACAACACGCUCUUCAUCGAAGAGCUACAUAACCACACACUACCGGAGUGGACCAAAUCGGUUUACCCCCACAAAAUGGCGCGGUGGGCGGACAUGUCGUUCGCCCUCUACACUUACAACCCCAAACUGGCAUUGCUUAGGACCGGUCCGUUAAUGGACGUGAUAUACAAAGCGUUCGACAAUGCCUCUCUACCGAAAAUGCACAUGUUCUCCGCUCACGACACGACCAUCGCCGACAUUCUGAACACCCUCGGCAUUUUUGACCGCCACUCCCCACCCUACGCGUCCACGAUUCUCUUCGAGCUGCGCGCCCGUGGCGUUAACCGGCUGGUCAACAUCCUCUACAAGAACUCCACCACCCCUCAGAGGAUGAUAUUGAAAGACUGCCAAUUUGAUUGUCCCCUGGACACGUUCAAUGAGAUCCUGGACCGGAUCCGGCUGUCCGACGGCGAGUGGGAGUCGGCCUGCGAGGCGAGGUUCUUGGGUAUGGUUCAGUUUGGAACGCUGCAAACCGGCGUUUUUCUGGGCUGUAUGGGUCUGCUGUUCGUGUUGCUUUGUAGUUUUAUUAUUAGCAUCGUCUGGUCCAGGCGGAGGAGGGAGACUGUUAAUUACCUUAGGAUACCAAACCAGGAAGAGUGAUCUAAUUGUACUUAAACGAACACAUUUUUUUAAUGUGAUAAUUCUUUUUGUUAUUGUUUAUUGUUUAAGGGGAAAAGUUUGUAAUAAUUAAAUUAUUGGAUAUUGUA
Photinus pyralis (common eastern firefly) is the source of this 1501-nucleotide messenger RNA. Its product is annotated as lysosomal acid phosphatase-like. Gene Ontology annotation, molecular function: phosphatase activity. Bases 147 to 1394 code for a protein of 415 amino acids. The record is from RefSeq and is a predicted model, not a curated record. The transcript is spliced from 3 exons. NCBI's taxonomy places the organism in Eukaryota, Metazoa, Arthropoda, Insecta, Coleoptera, Lampyridae. Gene Ontology annotation, biological process: dephosphorylation.